CUCCGCCCUCCGCACAUGCGCACAGCCCCUGCCGCCUCUUCGCCGCCGCCGCGAUGUCGUACCGCGGGGACGAUCCAGAUCGCGACGCGGAUCCGCCGUGGUCGGCGCGCAAGAUGGGGAAGUCGCUGCUGCUGCAGCUGUCGGUGCACGAGCGGGAGCUUGACCUCGUCUGCCUCGACCACAGCUACGCCAAACCCUGGAGCGCCCAUCCCGACGCCAGCGCUGCCCGCCCCGCGCGGAUGCUGUUUGUGCCGCCGCGCCGGCAGCCCGGGACCGGCCCCGAGGUGGAUGUCCCCAUCGACGUCGAGACGGUGACUCCCACACCCAUGCUGCUCUAUGACAACCAGAAGGCGCGCAGCGUGAUGAACGAGUGCGAGCGCCAUGUGAUGUUCGCUCGCACAGAUGCGGACGCCCCGCCGCCGCCGGAUGACUGGGAGGAACAUGUCAACAGGACGGGUUGGACAAUGGCCCAAAACAAGCUGUUUAACAAGAUUCACAAAGCACUUCAGUCGGACAGGCUGGCUCGUUUGGCUAACGAGGGGGCCUGCAAUGAGCCAGUCCUGAGGAGGAUAGCGGUGGACAAAUGUGCUCGGAGGGUCCGCCAAGCUCUGGCCAGCGUGAACUGGGACACCAAACUGAUCCAGUGGCUUCACACAACGUUAGUGGAAACCCUCAGUUUGCCAGUACUGGCUGCUUACUUGGAUGCUCUGCAGACGCUUAAAGGAAAGAUCCCCACGCUGAUUGACCGGAUGCUGCUCUCCUCUACUGCCAAGACGGGGGCAGCAGGUGCUGAGGCACUGUCUCUGCUGCUGAAGAGACCGUGGGACCCGGCAGUUGGCGUCCUGUCCCAUAAUAAACCAAGCAAAUUGCCUGGUUCCCCCCUUAUUCUGAUUGCUUCUUCUGGACCCUCCAAUUCCAUGUUCCCCGCUUCUCGACGACACCGGUUCUGGCAGUCGCAGCUUUCCUGCUUGGGAAAGGUGAUUCCCAUUGCCACCCACUUGCUGAACAAUGGCAGUGGGGUGGGAGUGUUGCAGUGUCUCGAACACAUGAUUGGGGCCGUGAGGAGCAAAGUGGCAGAGAUUCACAGUCACUUUUCCCACAAGCCAAUCAUCCUGAUUGGAUGGAACACCGGUGCCUUGGUGGCCUGUCAUGUUUCAGUGCUGGAGUACGUCACUGCAGUUGUGUGCCUUGGGUUCCCGCUUCUCUCUGUUGAUGGCCCCCGAGGGGACGUUGAUGACGCCCUCCUGGAGAUGAAGAGCCCUGUCCUCUUUGUCAUCGGUCAGAAUUCCCUGCAAUGCAACAUCGAAGCGAUGGAAGACUUCCGGGAGAAAAUACGAGCUGAUAACAGCAUGGUGGUGGUGGGAGGAGCAGAUGACAACCUCAGGAUAAGCAAAGCCAAAAAGAAGUUGGAAGGCCUGACCCAAAGUAUGGUGGACAGGUGUAUCCAGGAUGAAAUAGCUGACUUCUUGACUGGUGUUCUCACCCGAGCGGAGAGCCAUGCCGGCUCUGAUCCUCGUGACCUGGAUGCUGAGAAGAAGAGGAAGCCACGCGACUCAACCAGGAGGGAUCUGUCAUUUGACCUGCCGGAAAGAACCAGCAGGCCUGCUUCACCAGCAGCCAAAGUGCCUGCCUCGCCUUUGGGCUCGGAGGACUUUUCCAGCGUCUCCAGCAGCCCCACUUCAAGCCCCAAGACUAAGAUGGUUGCUGUGUCCUCCAUCCAGAAGCCUGGCCAGAUCAGCGCCACGCAGCUGCUGAAGAGGCAGAUGCAGAGGACGGACGCUGUCCUGACACACAAGCAGGCACAAGCUCAAUUUGCUGCUUUUCUGAAACAAAACAUGCUGGUGAGGAAAGCUCUUCCUCCUGGCACCUCUUCAUGUCUCUUUGUUCCAGUCUCCUCAGAGCACUCGGAAGGGGCUGACAGAGAUGAUGUGCGUAUGCAUUUGAAGAGGCAUCAGACUCCCAGCCCGAACAGUGCACCCAAAUCCUCCAAACGAGCCAAAAUCAAGGUGACCAUUGUCUCCCACGGAGAUGCUGCUGGCGUGGGGAACGGAGCGCCCCUCACCACCCAGGCAGAAAUUGUUGCUGGAAAGCCGGUCCCCAUGGCUGUCGGCCAGGCUGUGUCGGGCGCAAAGGAGCUCUCGGGGCUGCCUCACCACCCCCAAGUGAGUUCGGCAGCAGAAACCUCUUCCACAAGUCCUGCCCCGUCUGCCAUCAUCCCCAGCAGCACGGCGCCCAGCGCUUUCCACACCCUGCAGAGCAGGCUGGUGGCCAGCUUGUCCCACUGCCUGCAGGCCCAGCCAGCUUCUUUACUCUUAGGAGCAGCAUCGGCUAGCAGCCUGCUGCAAGGGCUGAGCUUCAGCCUGCAGGACAUUGGGACCCAAGGUCAUCAGCCCUUUCCGGCUAGCAUGUCCGCCGCGGGGCAGCCUAUGCAGACCUCAACUGUGAAGACGCCCACGGCUAUCCAGAACCUGAGUGCCAUCACCACAGGCACCGGCACAAUUGUCCGCACCAUCCCGGUUGCCACAUCAUUGUCUCUGGGAGCCUCGGCGAGCGGAAAGCCCACGGCCAUUCACCAGCUGCUGACGAACGGGGGCCUGGCGAAGCUGGCCAGCAGUCUCCCUGGCUUGGCCCAGAUCUCCAACCAGGCAUCAGGUGAGGGAGGAGGGCUUUGAAGGCCCCCAACGACCAUCACUGUGACACUGCGCGGUCAGCCCAGCCGCAUCACCACACUUAGCCAGGCCGCGAUGGGGACUGUCCAGCCCCAGCUCGAGGAACAGUCGAUGCAGACACAGGCACCUCAGGCUCCAGACGGUGCUGUUGGGAACCUGGCCGCCCCAGCUACCAGUGCCCCUGCUCCUGGCAAGCUGCUGUCUCAGAUGGAUCUCAGCAAAGCCCAGGCUGGUGCAGAGAUGCCUCCCGCCGACCGUGCCACACACCUGACCGCCGCUGCGGCAGCACCUGUAGUGACCACCACCAGCCCCAUGAAGAUGCUCUAUGUCAUGUCAGACGCCAAGCUGUCUGCGCUUACCAAAUCCAUGAUGGGAGAGGCUACCUCCGCCGCCCUCAAACUGACUGGUAUCCAGCCUUCCUCUUCUGCCAGCUCUCCCACUGGCACCAUCACCUUUGCCUCCUCCUCGCUGCCCGGCACCCCCAGCGCUCCCGGCAGCCUCCUGCACUCCAAGGUGGGACCUGUCCUGCAGGCCACAUCCAAAACUGUCAUCCUGUCCUCAACGCUGGCUGCAAUGAAGAGUGAGGGACCCCUGGGACACAUCAGUGACAAGGUUAGCCUGACCAAGAGAGCAGCAGCCCUUGGCCAUGCUCUGGGUGCCAUGGAGACCCUGGGGCGGGUUCCCUCCGUGGUGGACAAUGGGAGCACUAUCAUCCACGCCAGAGAGGCUCUGGCCAACAGACACUUGGUGCCACAGGGUGUGCUGCCAGGAGGGGCUGGCACCACGCUUAUAACGCUGGGCAGCAGCCUGGCCAACUCCUCCACCAUCGCCGUGGCGGGGCCCAUGCUCAAACAGAAGCCGUAGGGACCCCUGGACCCCUCGGCUACCACCGGCGCUUUGGGAUGAGCUCAGCUGCGAGAUGGGAGAGGGAGCAGCCCUGUGUAGGGUCAAGGGACUGGUUUGAGCUGGAACAAACUGGGAGAGGAGGAGCCCCAUGGGGAUGGGACUGGUUCAGACUAGAGCAAACUGGGACAGGAGCACAGUCAUGGGGAUGGACUGGUUCAGACUGGAGCAAACUGGGAGAGGUUCAGGCUGGACAUCAGGAAAAAAAAUUUUCAUGGAAAGGGUUCAUUGGGCACUGGCAGAGGCUGCCCAGGGAGGGGGUGGAGUCACCUUCCCUGAGGGUGUUUGGAGGACGAGUGGAUGGGGUGCUCAGGGACAUGGUUUAGUGGCAGAUAAGAAUGGCUGAACUCAAUGAUCCAAGAGGUCUUUUCCAACCUGGUGAUUCUAUGAAACUGGGAGAGAAGGAGCCCCAUGGGAAUGGGACUGGUUCAGACUGGAGCAAACUGGGAGAGGAGCAGCCCCAUGGGGACAGGGGACUGGUUCAGACUGGAGCUAACUGGGGAUGGUUUUUUGGUGGUGCUGUUUAAUAAAAGGUUUGUUUGUUCUUUGCUGGCUUUGUCGCACAUGUCCCUUCCAAAAGCAGCUUUGGUUAUGCCUCAGGUGCCUUGUCGAGGGCUGAUUUCUCUUGCUGUGAAGGUGUGGAGGGUGCAGCUGUGUGUGGGCAGAGCAGGAUUGGUGCUGUGGGUCCUGUGAGCGGCCUGGGCAGCCCCCAGGGCAGCAUGAUCCCCUCUGCCUUUGUUCCCUCCUCUGGGUGAGAGCGUCAGCUUCUCCUGCUAUUGGGAGUGUUUCUGCAUAGAAUCACGGAAUGGUUUGGGUUGGAAGGACCUCAAAGCCCAUCCAAUUCCACCCCCUGCCAUGGGCAGCGACACCUCCCACUGGAUCAGGGUUAUCCAAACCCCAUCCAACCUGGCCUUGAACCCUCCAGGAAUGGGGCAGUCACCACUGCUCUGGGCAACCUGGGCCAGGGCCUCACCACCCUCACAGCAAAACAUUUCUUCCUAAGAUCUCAUCUCAAUCUCCCCUCUUGCAGCUCAAAACCGUCCCCCUCAUCCUGUUCCUGCACUCCCUGAUCAAGAGCCCCUCCCCAGCUUUCCUGGAGCCCUUUUCUGUACUGGAAGCUGCUCUAAGGUCUCCUCAGAGCCUUCUCCUCUCCAGGCUGAGCAACCCCAACUCUCUCAUCCUGUCCUCCUACAGGAGGUGCUCCAGCCCUUGCAUCAUCUCCGUGGCCUCCUCUGGACUCUCCAACAGCUCCAUGUCCUCCCUGUGCUGAGGAGUCCAGAACUGGAUGCAGGGCUCUGCGUCAGAUCUCACCAGAGCAACUCCGAGCCUUGACUUAACCUUUACAGCAGUGUUUGCAUCAUCAGGCAGGGUCGUGCUGAGGGAAGUGGCGGAAGGGCUGACGUGAAGGUGCUGAGAUGGUGACGCUGGUUUGCCAGGAGUCAGGAUGAGUGUUCCCUCAGGGCUUUGGGGCUUUCACAGGACGGAGCUUAAGGCUUUGAUCUUUUUGGGGCUAUCAGGGCUGAUCCCAAGGCUCCGUCUCUCCUGUGCUGCAUCUCCUGAGCCCUUGGUCCUUGCUUUCCGCCAGGGACACACGGUAGGAUGCAAUAUUUGCUGGCUGAGAUGAUUUUGGGGAGCAUGAUGCUCAGCGGAGCGAGAUGCGUGGUGCUGGGGUGGCUCCGUGCUCCUGCUGAGGGCAGGAGUGUUUCCCAAAUCUCCUCUCACUUCCUAAUCCCAACGGCUCUUGAGAAGAUCCUGGCUUUGGCUCGGCAUGGCUUGUUAUGGGGAGCCUGAAAACAGGAAAGCAGGAAAGCCACCCUGUUCCCCUGUGGUGGCUGCAUUAGCUCAGUGUGAGAGGAGGGAGAUGCUGCAAAUCCCUUCCUGGGACCCACACGAGCUGCUCCGGAUGCUGUUUGGCUUCUUGGGCCCUCUCACAGCCUGGACUUCACACCACGACGAUGGUGAGGAGCUGUCUGGGAGAUGCUGUGCUUUGCCAGCAUCCUGAGCGGGCUUUUCUUCCCUUUCUUCCCAUUUCCCUGGGGUUUUGUGAGUAAAACUGGCAAGAUUUCCCUUCGCCAGCAAUCCGGGUUCAGCCCAGGCAGUGUAUCCUGCAGGGAAUGAUGAGGAUGUGAGAUGACCUGAGGUUGACUUGGCCCUUGGCGUGAGUUUGCUGCUGGGAUGCCACCAAACACAGUACCUUCUCCCCAUGCCGAGAGCGAUGGUAAAGCAGCUGGGAUGAAAUUAGGCUCAUGGAUGCAAGCAUGUCUGGCAAAAACAAGGUUCUGCUGCCGCCAUGCAGUGUUUUUCAACACCUCAGCUCCAUCUUCCAGGCUUGAAGUCCCAGAUUCUCUGCUGUGAUGAGGCUGAGGCACCCUUAGGAGGUGGCACCUCCAGUGCCCUCGCUGGACGUGGCUCUUUGUGGGAAGACCUGAGGUCCGUGGCCAGUCCUUGCUCACAGCCCGGGGGCAGUGAAGGUCUCUGGGUGCAGCCGGGGAGGUUUUCAGCGCACAUAAUGUCUUUCUGAUGUCCAUGCUGGAGGAUCCUGGAGUGGCUGGGUCCACGCGUUGGCUCUUCUCCAUGAGUCUAACGCUCAGAACAUCACAGAGGGACUGGGGCUGCCAUUCACCUUUUCCAAUUUCUAU
Messenger RNA from Cuculus canorus (common cuckoo), 6211 nucleotides. It is a transcript of the gene KANSL3, whose product is annotated as KAT8 regulatory NSL complex subunit 3. Gene Ontology annotation, cellular component: NSL complex. The record is from RefSeq and is a predicted model, not a curated record. Gene Ontology annotation, biological process: positive regulation of transcription by RNA polymerase II. NCBI's taxonomy places the organism in Eukaryota, Metazoa, Chordata, Aves, Cuculiformes, Cuculidae.